AUGAUGCAAUACACUGAAACCCCACCACAACUUUUGCAUCGAACUGCUUCUUUUUCAAACCUCACCAUGAACAAGAACCAAUUUCACAGGACUCGCCCAUGGCCUGGUUUCCCUUCAUCAAAAUCCUUGGGAAAUUUCGGUGAUGCAAACUGCAUGGAACAACUUUUAGUUCAUUGCGCAAAUGCAAUCGAAAUCAAUGAUGCCACUCUCACCCAGCAAAUCUUAUGGGUCCUUAACAACAUUGCACCCCCAGAUGGUGAUUCUAAUCAGCGUCUAACAUGUGCCUUCCUUCGCGCUCUCAUCACUCGAGCUGCAAAAAGUGGUACUUGCAAAAUGCUUGCUGCCAUGGAAAAUGCUCACUACAAUCUUUCCCUCGAGAGCCAUAAAUUCUCCGUCAUAGAGCUCGCUAGCUUUGUGGACUUAACUCCAUGGCAUCGCUUCGGCUUCACUGCCGCAAAUGCAGCAAUAUUAGAAGCAGUUGAGGGGUAUUCAGUUAUUCAUAUUGUUGAUUUAAGCUUGACUCACUGCAUGCAAAUCCCUACCCUUGUUGAUGCUAUCGCUAGUCGGUUCGAGGUGCUACCACGGCUGAAGCUCACAGUAGUUGGUGCCACAGAAGAUGUACCACCAAAACUUGAUCUUUCAUACGAGGAGUUGGGUUUAAAGCUGAUUAACUUCGCCAGGUCUAGAAAUAUAAUGAUGGAAUUCAGAGUGAUUCGUUCAAGUUAUGCUGAUGGGUUUUCUUCUUUGAUCGAUCACAUCCGGAUGCAACAUUUUGUGUACGCAGAAAGUGGGGAGGCUCUAGUUAUAAACUGCCACAUGAUGCUUCACUAUAUACCAGAUGAAACCCUUUCACCAAUUCUUAACACGAAUUCGAAUCCUUACUUUCUCGAGCCUUCCUCCACUCCAUCAGUUAGAACGAUGUUUCUCAAAGCGUUAAGAAGUUUAAACCCAACCAUUGUCCUACUAGUCGAUGAAGAUGCAGAUUUUACAUCAGAUAAUUUGGUGUGUAGAUUAAGAUCAGCUUUCAACUAUUUAUGGAUACCUUACGAUACUGUGGACACAUUUCUUCCACAGGGAAGCAAGCAAAGGCAGUGGUAUGAAGCUGACAUUUGUUGGAAAAUAGAGAAUGUGGUUGCACAUGAUGGUCUACAGAGGGUUGAGAGGCUUGAACUAAAGAGCCAUUGGGUGCAGCGAAUGAGAAAUGCAGGAUUCCAAGGGAUUAAUUUUGGAGAAGAAGCAGUUUCAGAAGUGAAAACCAUGCUUGAUGAACAUGCAGCUGGGUGGGGAUUGAAGAAGGAAGAAGGUGAUCUUGUACUUACAUGGAAAGGUCACAAUGCCGUUUUCGCUACUGCUUGGGUGCCUGCUUGAUUAAUGCCUAAUCUUAUUAUUAGUCUCUAAUUAAUUCUCUCUAUUUAUUUUUUCGCUAGUAGAUGAAAACUGAUUGUGUUCUCAGGGUUCUAAUUCAAACGAUGGUCAGUCUUAAUUAUCUUUAGUAUAUUUUAAUGUAAGAUUAUUAAUUCUAAAGACCUAA
Mangifera indica (mango) is the source of this 1531-nucleotide messenger RNA. Its product is annotated as scarecrow-like protein 32. NCBI's taxonomy places the organism in Eukaryota, Viridiplantae, Streptophyta, Magnoliopsida, Sapindales, Anacardiaceae. The record is from RefSeq and is a predicted model, not a curated record. The coding region runs from base 1 to 1368 and encodes 455 amino acids. The transcript has a single exon. Gene Ontology annotation, molecular function: sequence-specific DNA binding; DNA-binding transcription factor activity. Gene Ontology annotation, cellular component: nucleus. Gene Ontology annotation, biological process: regulation of DNA-templated transcription.